AUGGUAAACGUAUUGGCCAGUGCCUUGCAGUGCAUCAAGAAUGCUGAGAAGCGUGCCAAGCGUCAAGUUCUGUUUCGUCCCUGCUCGAAAGUCAUCAUCAAAUUCCUGACUCUGAUGAAGAAGCACGGCUACAUUGUAGAAUCUGAGAUUGUCGAUGAUUGGUGUCAACCUCACCGGGCGCCGCGCUUCAUUGGGCCGAUCAAUGAUAUUGAGAAAUGGACCAACAAUCUGUUGCCUUUACGCCAGUUCGGCUAUGUAGUGUGGACCACAUCCGGUGGUAUUAUGGAUCACGAGAAGUGCAGAAGAAAGCAUUUGGGAAGCAAGAUCCUUAAGUUCUUUCUCUAA
This is a messenger RNA of Scaptodrosophila lebanonensis, 345 nucleotides long. Its product is annotated as 40S ribosomal protein S15Ab-like. The transcript has a single exon. Gene Ontology annotation, molecular function: structural constituent of ribosome. Gene Ontology annotation, biological process: translation. The record is from RefSeq and is a predicted model, not a curated record. Bases 1 to 345 code for a protein of 114 amino acids. Gene Ontology annotation, cellular component: ribosome; cytosolic small ribosomal subunit. Lineage: Eukaryota; Metazoa; Arthropoda; Insecta; Diptera; Drosophilidae.